This is a messenger RNA of Lactuca sativa (garden lettuce), 1983 nucleotides long. RefSeq names its product pectinesterase 2. Gene Ontology annotation, molecular function: pectinesterase activity; enzyme inhibitor activity. Gene Ontology annotation, biological process: cell wall modification. The record is from RefSeq and is a predicted model, not a curated record. Lineage: Eukaryota; Viridiplantae; Streptophyta; Magnoliopsida; Asterales; Asteraceae.
UUAGAUACUACGUUACAGAAAGUAACGAAUCUGACUACUUAGGAAGGUAGAGCCGUUAGGUUAUACACCACUUCUAUAUAAAGUAGUCCUUUGCAUGCAAAGACUCCGCACAACAAAAACUAGCUCUUAAACGUUUCUCUCCCCUACAAACUUGCUUUCUUAGCAUGACCAUAUUUUCAUUUUUCGCAACCUUGAUUUUUUCUUUGUUCCUUCUUGUCUCUCCAGGGGUGCAUGGCUUGACCGAAUCUGAAAUAAGAUCAUGGUGCAGCCAAACACCUCAUCCGGACUCAUGCGAGUACCUCUUCGCGGGUAAACCGAAUUUAGGUCCGAUAAAGCAAAAACCUGAUUUCAUCAACGCGAUAUUGAAACUUACCUUAGAGAAAGCGUCAAAUGCCGAGGUGAAUACUCGAUCGCUUGGAGGGAAAUGUCGCAACAAGCAUGAAAAGGUUGCAUGGCAAGAUUGCCUAGAGCUUUACGAAACCACUGUUCAUAGGAUCAACAUGACUAUUGAUCCUCAAAGGAAGUGUAGUCAGGUUGAAAGGCAGACCUGGCUUAGCACAGCUCUUACGAAUCUCGAGACGUGUAAGACAGGAUUCGAGGAGGUGGGUAGCGGUGAAUACUUGUUACCAUUAAUGAACAAUAAUUUAUCCGCCUUAAUUAGCAAUACAUUGGCAAUGAACAAAGGAGGAUCUACAGAGAACUACGAGCCUAGAUAUCGGAAAGGUUUCCCUACUUGGGUAAAGCCCGGUGUUCGGAGGCUAUUACAAUCAUCAAACGCCGCUCCAAACGCUAACAUUGUGGUGGCUCAAGACGGUUCUAGUGGUUAUAAGACCAUCGGAGCUGCUAUAGCGGCUGCAAAGUCGGGGUAUGUUAUAUAUGUUAAACAAGGCACUUACAAUGAAAUAGUUCAGAUCGGAUCCAAAUUGAACAACAUAAUGCUAGUAGGAGAUGGUAUUGGAAAAACUAUCAUAACCGGUAGUAAAAGUGCUGGAGGAGGUGCUACCUCUUUUAGUUCAGCGACCUUCGCAAUUGUAGGAGAUGGAUUUAUCGGUCGUGGUAUCACUAUUAGAAACACAGCAGGGCCACAAAACCAUCAAGCGGUUGCCCUUCGUAGUGCUUCGGAUCUAUCGGUGUUCUAUCAAUGCAGCUUCGAAGGCUACCAAGAUACUCUCUACGUUCUCUCCAACAGACAGUUUUAUAAAGAAUGUAACGUAUAUGGCACUGUUGAUUUUAUUUUUGGCAACGCUGCUGUGGUAUUACAAAACUGCAACAUAUAUGCUCGUAAUCCUCCGAACAAGAUAAACACUUUGACAGCACAAGGUCGGACUGAUCCGAAUCAAAACACUGGAAUUUCGAUUCAUGAUUCUCGUGUCGCGGCUGCUUCAAGUUUAAGUGGGGUUAAAACUUAUCUUGGUAGACCGUGGAAGGAAUAUUCGAGGACUGUUUAUCUCAAAACGUACCUUGAUAGUAUAGUGAACCCUGCGGGUUGGUAUCCUUGGAGUGGUAAUUUCGCGCUUAAUACGUUGUAUUAUGGAGAGUAUAUGAACACGGGCCCUGGUUCAUCGACUGCUAAUAGGGUAAACUGGAAAGGCUACCAUGUUAUCACUAGCGCCACCGAGGCGUCAAAGUUUGACGUCCAGAGUUUCAUCAGCGGUGGAUCUUGGUUGCCGCCUACAGGCGUUCCCUUCACUUCUGGGCUUUAAGCAAAUUAUUGAUCUAUUUUGAAUUGAUUACUACUUAAUAAUAGUCAAAGAGGACCCAGAGGAAAAUUUCUGGUGUGUACUUCUAGUAUUUGCCAAUGACAGUGGUAAAUAUAAGUAAAAAAUAGUUUUAUUUUUUUAAAUAAAGGUCAAGUGUAGGCCCAACAGACUGGGGUCACCGCCCCUUCUAAAUUUGUAUGUAGGGUGCUAUGCCAUUGUAUUUUUUUUUCUUUCUGAAUUACAUAUAAUUUUUAUAUGAUAUUAAUAAUGAUUUGAUAUAGUA